This is a messenger RNA of Aspergillus puulaauensis, 1272 nucleotides long. RefSeq names its product KilA-N domain-containing protein. Gene Ontology annotation, biological process: meiotic attachment of telomere to nuclear envelope; mitotic telomere tethering at nuclear periphery. Bases 1 to 1272 code for a protein of 423 amino acids. Gene Ontology annotation, molecular function: DNA binding. Gene Ontology annotation, cellular component: nuclear membrane complex Bqt3-Bqt4. The transcript is spliced from 5 exons. Lineage: Eukaryota; Fungi; Ascomycota; Eurotiomycetes; Eurotiales; Aspergillaceae. The record is from RefSeq and is a predicted model, not a curated record.
AUGGUGCGCUCGCUGCCAAAGAAGAACAACCCGCUCGUCAUUCCCGACGCGGCACCUGCCUAUGAAGAACUGCUCACGCGCCGCCGAUUGGGAAAGACCAAUCUUGCCGUGAAGCCAACCCAGAUUGGCACCUCAAAUGCGACUAAGCCGGAAAAUCUUGGACCAUUUGAGUAUGCUCAUUUGCGCGCACCUCUCCCUAGGGAUUUGAAGGGGUCUGAGAUUUUCCCGUCACACUCUCCCCAACAACAUCCAGAGACAUAUUUCCUAAUGCGACGGAGCAAAGAUGGUUUUGUGAGUGCAACUGGGAUGUUUAAAAUUGCCUUCCCUUGGGCCAAGCUGGAAGAGGAGCGAUCGGAACGCGAAUACCUCAAGGCGCGGGAAGAAACUAGUGAAGACGAAAUCGCCGGAAAUGUUUGGAUUUCCCCAGUACUAGCCCUCGAGCUGGCGGCGGAAUAUCAAAUGUACGAUUGGGUCCGCGCCCUACUUGAUCCCACGGAUAUUGUCCAGAGCCCAUCUAGCGCAAAGAAGCAGAUUACACCUCCGCCCAAAUUCGAUCUGCCACCAAUCCAAGCUCCAGAGGCGCUCGUCCCUUCAUCUCGUUCGAGAAGUCGUCGAUCCGCGUCCCCUAGCAAGAAGGCCGGCACGCCGCGCAAGACCAGGCAGACUAAAGCGCAGAAAGAAGCCGCCACAGCCGCCACUAACGAGGCCAAUGCGACGCUUCAGAGUGCUCUGGAUGACACAGUUUCAAAUGCGGAUGGUGAAGUAAAUGGAGACGUUUUGCCUAGUGUGGAAGAAAUUAGGGAAGAGGUGGAGGUUUCGCCUCUGAAGGGAAAGAAGACGACGGCGAAGACGAAGAGAAAUGCUGCUCCAGAGGACGAGGAAGAUAAGGUCAAGAUUGAUAUCAAGUCCGAUGCUACUGAAGGAACUGGUGUUCAAACGGCUCAGACCACCAUCUCUGUCGAAAUGCCUAUUUCCCUGCCAGAGGCUCCUUCCGCUGAAGAGACCCAAGAGAUGAUUGCAAAGGCCAAGGAAAUGGUCAAGGACGCCGUUAAGCUCCAAGAGGAACCCGCGCAGUCAUCGGCAGCCGCCAAGAAGCGUGGUGCCGACGAGGCAGAGCUUAGUGAGGAGGAAGAUGAGGAGACCAAGAAAUUACGGACGAAGCGUGCGAAGGUUCUUGAGGAGAAGCUAAAACGCGAGCGAGUCCGUAACCGUGCUUUGGUCGGUGUCUCCGCGGCGUUUGCCUUGGCUGCGUCAAUUCCCUAUUUCUUCUAG